AAUAACGUAAGGGGCUAACUCGGCCCUUCGGCCUAAUAAUAAGUUCAGAAUCCUCUAUUUCUUUGGCAGUUAAUAAACCCUAAAAACCCUAAAAACACAAUACAACGGGCAGAGCUUUCCUUCACUUCAGCACCUUCAAUGGAAAACCAAAACUCAAUCUUCCCAAUAAAACCAAAACUAAAACCCAAAUCGAGAACUCCUUCAAAAUCUCCAGAAUCCAAAUACUGGUCUUCCUUCAAAUCCACUCAAAUCCCUAACUUGAUCUCUUCAAUACCUUCAAUUGCCUACUCUCCAAUUCCCUCUUCUCACCUCUUCGCCGCCGCAAAUUCCGCUUCUCUCACUCUUUUCUCCUCUCAAACAUUCGCUCCCACAUCCUCCAUCUCAUCCUUCUCCGACGUCGUUUCCUCCUGCUCUUUCCGCUCCGAUGGCUCCCUCAUUGCCGCCUCCGAUCUUUCUGGGCUCGUUCAGGUCUUCGAUGUCAAAAGCCGGAACCCACUUCGUCGUCUUAAGUCACAUGCCCGUCCUGUUAGGUUUGUUAAAUACCCAUUUCUUGAUAAGCUUCAUUUAGUGUCUGGUGGUGAUGAUGCUAUUGUUAAAUAUUGGGAUGUUGCUAGUGAAACUGUGGUUCUUGAUUUGUUGGGUCAUAAAGAUUAUGUUAGGUGUGGUGAUUGUUCUCCAAUUGACGGCGAGGUUUUUGUUACUGGGUCUUAUGAUCAUUGUGUUAAAUUAUGGGAUGUUAGAGUUGAGAGUAAAAGAUCAGUUCUUGAAAUGAAUCAUGGCAAGCCUAUUGAGGAUGUCAUGUUUUUGCCUUCUGGUGGAAUGCUUGUUACUGCUGGAGGUAAUAGUGUAAAGAUUUGGGAUUUGAUUGGUGGAGGAAAGAUGGUUCAUUCUGUUGAGAGUCAUAAUAAGACGGUUAUGUCUGUCUGUGUAGGGAAGAUAAUGGAAGAUGAGGGAAUGCAGUAUAGAAUUAUGAGUGUUGGUUUAGAUGGGUAUAUGAAGGUUUUUGAUUAUGCUAAAAUGAAAAUUACCCAUUCAAUGAGGUUUCCUGCUCCCCUUAUGUCAAUUGGGGUUUCACCUGAUUGUAUGUCUAGGGCAAUUGGAACUUCGAAUGGGAUUAUAUUUGGUGGGAGAAGGAAGGUGAAGGAAAAUGAGGAACAGGGUGGAAGAGGGUUUGGGGAUUUUAUGGGUUUAGGGAGUAUUGGGGAGCCGCAGAGACGGGUUUUGAGGCCUACUAAUUUUAGGUACUUUCAUAGGAGUCAAGGAGAGAAGCCAAAUGAAGGUGAUUAUUUGAUAUUGAGACCCAAGAAGGUGAAAUUGGCUGAGCAUGAUAAGUUGUUGAAAAAAUUUAGGCACAAAGAAGCUUUUGUUUCAGUUCUGAGUGGGAAGAAUCCAGAAUAUGUGGUGGCUGUGAUGGAGGAGUUGGUGGCUAGGAGGAAAUUGAUCAAGUGUGUGUCAAAUCUGGAUGAAGAAGAGCUUGGAUUGUUGUUGGGUUUCUUGCAUAAGUACUCAACUAUGCCAAGACAUUCCGGUCUGUUAAUGGGGUUAACGAGAAAAGUGCUUGAUAUGAGGGCUGAUGAUAUUAAAGCUUCUGAUGCAUUGAAGGGUCAUAUUAGAAAUCUGAAGCGUUCAGUCGAAGAAGAGAUCAGAAUACACCACGCACUUCAGGAGAUUCAAGGAAUUAUUUCUCCACUAUUGAGGAUUGCUGGGAGAAGAUAGCUUUUCUGUCUUUAAGGUACUCUUUGCUGCUCAUACGACAAAGAAACUUCUUGCAAUUUGUACCUUGCUGGAAGUAAUUUAUGUGUUAAUUUUGGAGGUUUUUUUUUUUUUUUUCAAUGUGUCAAUUUUGAUAGUAUUUAAUCAUGAAAGACCAAGUUUUCUCUUGUAAUUCGCCGAGAUUGAUUAAAAACUGACACAAACUCACCUAUAUAUCUAGUCUUUGCUA
This is a messenger RNA of Ricinus communis (castor bean), 1942 nucleotides long. RefSeq names its product protein SLOW WALKER 1. The coding region runs from base 139 to 1716 and encodes 525 amino acids. Gene Ontology annotation, biological process: positive regulation of transcription by RNA polymerase I; rRNA processing. The transcript has a single exon. Lineage: Eukaryota; Viridiplantae; Streptophyta; Magnoliopsida; Malpighiales; Euphorbiaceae. Gene Ontology annotation, molecular function: protein binding. The record is from RefSeq and is a predicted model, not a curated record. Gene Ontology annotation, cellular component: nucleolus.